AUGGCUCUGUAGCGCUGUCUGGAAAAACAACGACUGCUUCUUUCUCUGCUGCUGUCAGCUAAUCUGUAGCGUUAUCUGGCUGUCGUUACUGUGCUGUUACGCCGGAGUUUGAAAGUGUAAUUAUUAAUGCAGCAGAGGAAAAGGAACGAAGAACAAGCUCGAGUUGUCAGCUAGCAAAGUCUUUGAUCAUGAAGAGCUCCAAAGAGGCCGUGCACUCAGCAGCUAAAGAGUUUCUGCAGUUUGUCAACAAAGGAGUGUCUCCAUAUCACGUGGUUGAAGAAUGCAGGCGGCGUCUGUUGGCGGCGGGCUUCAUCGAGCUGAAGGAGUCGGACCAGUGGGACAUCAAGCCGUCCAGCAAGUACUUUGUGACCAGGAACUUCUCCAGCCUGAUCGCCUUCGCUGUGGGCGGACGCUUCCUGCCAGGAAACGGCUUCUCCAUGAUCGGCGCCCACACAGACAGCCCCUGCCUCAGGGUGAAGCCGAGGUCUAAGAGGACGAAGCAGGGCUGUCUGCAGGUCGGGGUGGAGUGCUACGGCGGUGGCAUCUGGAACACCUGGUUCGACCGUGACCUGACCAUCGCGGGCCGCGUUAUGGUCAAGAAAGACGGCCGGCUGGUUCAGCGGCUGUUCCAUGUGCCGCGGCCUCUGCUCAGGAUCCCUCACCUGGCCAUCCACCUGCAGAGAGACAUCAACGACUCCUUCGGCCCCAACAAGGAGAACCACCUCGUGCCCAUCAUCGCCACCGUCGUCCAGGAGGAGCUGGAGACGGGCUGUGCGUCCUCCGGAGAUGCUGCCUGCGCUGCUAACACGGCGGAGAAGCACCACCCAGCGCUGGUGAAUGUGCUGUGUUCAGAGCUGGCCAUGGAGCCUGAAACCCUGCUGGACUUUGAGCUCUGUCUGGCCGACACUCAGCCCGCCGCGUUGGGAGGUGUGUACGAAGAGUUCAUCUACUCUCCUCGCCUGGACAACCUCCACAGCUGCUACUGCGCCCUGCAGGGGCUGAUGGAGUCCUGCUCAGGAGACUCUCUGGCCAAAGAUCCCAACGUCCGCAUGAUCACUCUGUACGACAACGAAGAGGUGGGAUCAGAGAGCGCUCAGGGUGCUCAGUCCAACCUGACGGAGCUCAUUCUCAGCCGCCUCUCCUCCUCCGCCUCCAACCUCACCGCCUUCCAACAGGCUGCGCCGCUCUCCUUCAUGAUCAGCGCUGACAUGGCGCACGCUGUGCACCCCAACUACCAGGAGAAGCAUGAGGAGAACCAUCGUCCCGCUUUCCACAAGGGCCCAGUGAUCAAGUUCAACAGCAACCAGCGCUACGCCACUACAGCCGUCACCGCCUCCGUGGUGAGAGAGGUCGCCAGCCAGGUCGGCGUGCCUCUGCAGGAUGUGAUGGUCCGUAACGACAGCCCCUGUGGAACCACCAUCGGACCCAUCCUGGCCGCCCGCCUCGGCAUCCCCGUGGUGGACAUCGGAGCUCCGCAGCUCUCCAUGCACUCCAUCAGAGAGAUGUGCUGCACCUCCAGCAUCCUGCAGAGCACCACCCUCUUCAAGGGUUUCUUCGAGCUGUUCCCCACAGUGAGGAGCACGCUGGUUGUUGACUAGAGACGGGAAGAACUCUAACUGAUGGAAACAAAGGGUGUCCUUUUCAACAUGUGAUGCGUUACUUCAACUCGGGCUGACGCAAAGAAUAUUAACAUUAGAAAUUGUGUCAAUCUAGACACAUUUUAAUGUUGAAAAUGACAAAUCCUUUCUUAAAAACUGAUUUCUCAGUUGGAGACGGAUGUUGCACUCUAUACUAAAGCCCAGUAUGCUGUGGUUAUACUUCCGAUAAAGAAAGCAGUACACGAGCACUUCUUGAUCUUUCUUAUUGACUGAAAUUGUUUACAAAAUAAUAAAAUGCUGAAAGGUU
This is a messenger RNA of Sander lucioperca (pikeperch), 1905 nucleotides long. It is a transcript of the gene dnpep, whose product is annotated as aspartyl aminopeptidase. Gene Ontology annotation, biological process: proteolysis. The coding region runs from base 189 to 1598 and encodes 469 amino acids. Lineage: Eukaryota; Metazoa; Chordata; Actinopteri; Perciformes; Percidae. The transcript has 16 exons. Gene Ontology annotation, molecular function: zinc ion binding; aminopeptidase activity. The record is from RefSeq and is a predicted model, not a curated record.